AUGCCCCGCAACACCCACCGUUCUACUGCCUCGCAAGCUCAUAAAAGGACUCCAACUACCCUGCGCCUUCGUCUGUCCAAACCGCCUGUUCCGGAUGUUCCGGAUAAUGAUGAGAAUCCAACUGAUGAUGAGAAGGAGGAUAAGGAGGAGGAGGAGGAGGAGAAGAAGGAGACACAGCUGUAUGAAUGGGUGAUUAUCAAUGAAAUAAAGAAGUCUAUAAAGAUCAAGUUAUGGAAUGUCACAACAAAUGAUAUGACUGUCAGCUUCUAUCAUAUCCAAUAUAUUGCAAAAAGAAUAGCUGAAGAAGCAUUAGAUGUUAAAGAAGAAACGCUCCGCGAAGAGUUUGCUGGGGAUGUCCCAUUUAGGUUUAGUAAUUAUAAUCAGGGAAAUAUGAAGUUUCUUCAACAAUCUAAAUAUCAAUCAAGGAAGGCGUACGAUCUCAUUGGUGGUAAAUUCACUGAGCUGGGGGAGAAUAUUGACAGAUUUGAUAUAAAGGGGGUGGCAGAAAAUUCUGUUUUCGCAAGCUUUACGUCCGCCACAAUACCAGCUUACCCAGAUCUAGCUAGCCUAGCCUGGGUGGCUCAAUCUCUGUGGCUGAGCGGGGAGCAGUCCGCAGUCCACAGUCCGCAGUCCACACAGGCUGCCCAUCCUAUCACCAUCCCCAUCGUCGUCGAUUCAUCAUCGAUUUGGCUUGGGGAAUACGCAGAGCAACGACCAACGAGGGAAAAUCAGCCCAACCCUGGGGAAAUCGCAUACGCUGCCGGUACCGGUGGAAGGGGGAAUUACGCACCUGGCUGGCCCGAGGCUUACCGUACAUUACAUUACAUUACAUCACCACCUGCGCCGGCCGAUCCGCCUCAACCCCACAAGCAAAACUUGCGAUUCCUCCUCCUCCUCUUUUCCCUUUUCUUUGUCCUCUUCUUCAAUGCUCUAUCUCGUCUUCUAGCUGGCCAGGCGAUUGUGCUCUUGGCUUAG
Histoplasma mississippiense is the source of this 975-nucleotide messenger RNA. RefSeq lists its product with no specific name. The transcript has 10 exons. The record is from RefSeq and is a predicted model, not a curated record. NCBI's taxonomy places the organism in Eukaryota, Fungi, Ascomycota, Eurotiomycetes, Onygenales, Ajellomycetaceae. Bases 1 to 975 code for a protein of 324 amino acids.